Sorex araneus (European shrew) is the source of this 2427-nucleotide messenger RNA. RefSeq names its product SUMO specific peptidase 3 (gene SENP3). NCBI's taxonomy places the organism in Eukaryota, Metazoa, Chordata, Mammalia, Eulipotyphla, Soricidae. The transcript is spliced from 11 exons. Bases 276 to 1991 code for a protein of 571 amino acids. Gene Ontology annotation, cellular component: nucleus. The record is from RefSeq and is a predicted model, not a curated record. Gene Ontology annotation, biological process: protein desumoylation. Gene Ontology annotation, molecular function: deSUMOylase activity.
GCCUGGGGCUCGCGGGAGGGGAAGGAGGAGGAGGUGGUGGUAGUGGGGGAGGUGGCGGAGGUGGAGGCUGAAGCAGCGCAAAAGGCGGCCGCGGCUGGGCGGCGCGGCGCGCGGCCCAGGAGCGUUGGAAUCCUGAAUUGAGACGGCUGCGCCCGAGGACAGCAGGAGUGGCGGGGCCGCCACCGUCGCCGGAGAGAUGAGCCGGGAAGCCUAAGGCCGGAGACGCCCGCCCUCGGGCCCGUCUGCCCGGCUUCCCUGCCCCGGGCUUCUGGAAGAUGAAAGAGACUAUACAGGGGACUGGGUCUUGGGGGCCUGAGCCUCCUGGACCUGGCAUAGCUCCAGCUUAUGCAAGCCCCAGGCAGGAGCGGCUUCGUUGGCCCCCUCCCCCCAAGCCCCGACUCAAAUCUGGUGGAGGGUUUGGGCCAGAUCCUGGGUCAGGGACUGCAGUGCCAGCCAGACGCCUCCCUGUCCCUCGGCCCUCUUUUGAUGCCUCUGCUAGUGAAGAGGAAGAGGAAGAAGAGGAGGAGGAGGAUGAAGAUGAGGAAGUGUCAGCUUGGAGGCUACCCCCCAGAUGGGGUCAUCUGGGAGCGACCCAGAGGUCUCGCCCAGCCCGCUCUACUCAUCGAAAAACCUGCUCACAGCGCCGCCGCCGAGCUAUGCGAGCCUUCAGGAUGCUGCUCUACUCAAAAAGCACCUCGCUGACAUUCCACUGGAAGCUUUGGGGGCGCCACCGGGGCCGGCGGCGGGGCUUUGCACACCCCAAGAACCAUCUUUCACCCCAGGAAGGGGGUGUGACACCACAGGUGCCAUCCCCCUGCUGUCGUUUUGACUCCCCCCGUGGGCCACCGCCACCCCGGCUGGGUCUGCUAGGUGCUCUCAUGGCUGAGGAUGGGGUGAGAGGGUCUCCACCAGUGCCCUCUGGGCCCCCCGUGGAAGAAGAUGGAUUAAGGUGGACUUCAAAGUCUCUGGACCCUGAUUCUGGCCUCCUUUCCUGUACUCUGCCCAAUGGCUUUGGGGGACCACCUGGGCCAGAAGGGGAGUGCAAUCUGGCACCCCCUGAUGCCAGCAUUCUCAUCAGCAAUGUGUGUAGCAUCGGGGACCAUGUAGCCCAGGAGCUUUUUCAGGGCUCAGAAGUGGGCGCUGCAGAAGAGGCAGAACAGACGGGGGAGAAAGCCGGACAACACAGUCCACUCCAGGAGGAGCAUGUGACCUGUGUGCAGAGCAUCUUGGAUGAAUUCCUUCAGACUUACGGCAGCCUUAUUCCCCUCAGCACUGAUGAAGUAGUAGAGAAAUUAGAGGACAUUUUCCAGCAAGAGUUUUCUACACCUUCCAGGAAGGGCCUGGUGCUGCAGUUAAUCCAAUCAUACCAGCGGAUGCCAGGCAAUGCCAUGGUGAGAGGCUUCCGAGUGGCCUAUAAGCGGCAUGUGCUGACGAUGGAUGACUUGGGAACCUUGUAUGGACAGAAUUGGCUCAAUGACCAGGUGAUGAACAUGUAUGGAGACCUGGUCAUGGAUACAGUUCCUGAAAAGGUGCAUUUCUUCAACAGUUUCUUCUAUGAUAAACUCCGCACCAAGGGUUAUGAUGGGGUGAAAAGGUGGACCAAAAAUGUGGACAUCUUCAAUAAGGAGCUACUGCUCAUCCCCAUCCACCUGGAGGUGCAUUGGUCCCUCAUUUCUGUUGAUGUGAGGAGACGCACCAUCACCUAUUUUGACUCGCAGCGCACCCUAAACCGCCGUUGCCCUAAGCAUAUUGCCAAGUAUCUACAGGCAGAGGCAGUGAAGAAAAAUCGGCUGGAUUUCCAUCAGGGCUGGAAAGGUUACUUUAAAAUGAAUGUGGCCAGGCAGAAUAAUGACAGUGACUGUGGCGCCUUUGUCUUACAGUACUGCAAGCACCUGGCCCUGUCUCAGCCAUUCAGCUUCACCCAGCAGGACAUGCCCAAACUUCGACGGCAGAUCUACAAGGAGCUGUGUCACUGCAAACUCACUGUGUGAGCCUCAAAUCCCAGGCCUCAAGCCCAUUCUUUACUGGGCAGAGGACAUGGGAAAUCCCUCCCAGAAACUCCAGUUCCUUUCCUCUUACGCCUCUCCCUGCCCAGUUCCCUUGUUUUUUCAUAUUUAAAUGUUUAAAUUGAUUUCUGUAUUUUUUUGUUUCUUUGAGAGAAUUGUUGAUUUCUAAUGUUCAGGGGUGGCAAUGGAAAAGCCCCUUUCUCUCUGUGGAAGGAGAGACUGGCCUUGUAACCUGAGUGGGGCAGUCAUACCCCUUCUGUGUUCAAGGGGGGGUGGGCAGGAAAAUCUGCUGGGGGUGUUGGGCGGGCAAAGGGAUUACUGCCUGCCAGAUCUUGAAACUUUUUUUUAUAUAUAUAUAUGUAGAUAUAUAUAUAUAAAUGCCACGGUCCUGCUCUGGUCAAUAAAGGAUCCUUUGGAGAUA